AUGCUCCUCUGGCAUUCAGCGCUGAUAUCAAUCUCAGCAACAUUAAUAAUACAGUGCAACCGAAUUAAUUCUGGCUUCUCUGAUUUUACAGAGCGGACAAAUUCAAAUGAGCACUUCAGUGAGCGUGCCUGCGGUACCCACUGUGUGCUGGCCUUUCCCCAAGAAAAGGGGAAGCCGGAGCUCCCCAUGCUCAAGGAGUGUGGAAUCUUGGUAGGGCAAUAUGGGAGAGCCAGGAUACAGUUUUACUACCCAUAG
This is a messenger RNA of Rangifer tarandus platyrhynchus (Svalbard reindeer), 255 nucleotides long. Lineage: Eukaryota; Metazoa; Chordata; Mammalia; Artiodactyla; Cervidae. The record is from the annotation of a GenBank genome assembly.